AUGAGUGGUUUUCGCAAUGUUAUGAAGGAUGGUUGGCAUCCCAAGGGCAAGGAAGGGGGAAAGGAGAGCUGGCGGGGAGAUUUCAAAGGAAUCAACCAAGUGGCUGGCUGGAUGGGGAAGGGCAGGGAUGCCGACUCUGCGGAUAAAUCCGAACAUGUCUCACAGCCCAUGUCAUCAUUGAAAGAUCCGUCAUCUUUUGGACCUCCCCCCAAGCACAUCAAUUACCAUGGUGCAGCCGCGGUACCCAAUCAGACUACCCCCGAUCGCCGGGGAUUAGGAGCGCCAUUGUCCCAAGAUCAGAUCAACGAUCAAAACACACACUACCAGCAAGAGGCCGCCGAAGAAGAAGAGCCUCAGAAGCCCGCUCCGCCUCCUGUUCCUUAUCGCGCGAAUACAACUGGUCUGUCCACAGAUCAUCUUCCUCCGCCACCGCGCCGCACAGAUUCAGCAAGUCCCGCUUCAACGAACUCAUUCUCGAAACCCAAGCCGCCCAAACCUCCACCCCGGCUCCCUGCUCGAAAUGGCUCUCCCAGCAACGAUCCACCCCCUGUGUAUUCCGCCGAACCGGUGGUUUCCCACGACUAUAUCAACCAAGAUGCUUCCUCUCGCCUGGCCAAUGCCGGUGUUUCGGUCCCCGGGUUUGGAAUCGGAGAGCAAGGUCAACAGUCGCCAGCACAUGCGCCUGUCAAUGAGCUCCAGUCCCGCUUCUCGCAGAUGAACACUGGGUCAGGCUCUCCGGCACCGCCUCCACCUGCACGAACUCCGACAACCGAGUCACAGCCAGGGAGCAGCGGAUCUUCUAUACAGAACUUCCGGGAGCGACACGGCGAUAAAAUUGAUGCCGGUAAACAAAAGUACGGUGACUUCCGCGAGCGCCAUGCGGACUCGAUCGAUUCGGGCAAACAGAAGUAUGGUGACUUCCGUGAACGCCACGCUGAUACUAUCGACUCUGGGAAGCAGAAGGUAGGCGAUUUCCGUGAACGCCAUGCAGACUCCAUCGACGCUGGCAAGAACAAGCUCAGCGGCUACAAAUCCCGCCUGACUGGCGCCCCCGCACCGCCGCCGCCAGCUCGGGCCUCGACGACCCCAGACGAGACCACGCGCAGCACCUCUUCUGUUCAAGAUUUCCGCGACCGUCAUUCUGAUAAGAUCGAUUCUGGUAAACAGAAGUAUGGCGACUUCCGUGAACGCCACGCCGAUACCAUCGACUCUGGCAAGCAAAAGUACGGAGAUUUCCGUGAACGCCAUGCAGACUCCAUCGAUGCUGGAAAGCACAAGCUCAGUGGCUACAAAUCUCGCCUGACUGGCUCCCCCGCACCGCCCCCACCGGCCCGGCCCGAGUCAAGUACAUCCAGUAUGAACUUGGAGCCCGCAGAGCCUGCUCGCGGCUCCUCCUCUGUCCAGGACUUCCGCGAGCGCCACGCGGACAAGAUCGACAUGGGCAAAGAGAAAUGGGGCGGAGUCACCUCGCGCUUCAACACAUUCGUAGACGAUCGCAAGUUCUCCAACGAUGCCAAUAAGCGCAUUCCCCGCCCGCCUGCUCGUCCCAGCUCCGGUGCCGCUGCGCAGAGCUCGGGCGAUGAUCUCCAAAGCCAAGCACAGCGGAAGAAAGCGCCCCCGCCCCCGCCCAAGCGCGCGGAGAUUCGCGCGCCCACGGUGGACGCAUCAUCUCCCGCGCCUCCCCCGAUCCCUCACGGUACCAAGCCCCGCUGA
Molecule: messenger RNA, 1713 nt
Organism: Penicillium brevicompactum
Lineage: Eukaryota; Fungi; Ascomycota; Eurotiomycetes; Eurotiales; Aspergillaceae
Exons: 2
Coding region: 1-1713 (570 amino acids)
Source: RefSeq, a predicted model, not a curated record